AUGGUGGCGAAAGCGCGGCGAAGUGUGAGAAAUGAUAAACGCCCAGAAGCGGAUUUGCUAUUAUGUCGAGAUUUGGGAUCUGUUAACACGUGCUUGUGGGAUGAAAAUCUCAUCGAGACAAUUCUAGCGGCAGCGCAGUCUAGAAUUCGCCUUGGAAUUAUCGAGUUUCCUCAGCAAACUUUCACAAAACGAUAUCAAUCGAUUUACGAGAAUGUGAAACACAAAUUCGAGCUUUUAUCAUUUUCCGAAUUUCGUUCGCUGUUUGUCGAGACGUGCGAAUCGUUGACCAGCCAAUAUGAUCAGGAACUUCUUGAUGUUUUACACAAAGAUGAACGAUUUUUGAAUAUUUGGAAUGACCUCGAGAGUGUCGUCGUUGGUGCCGUUUCGCAGCAAUAUGCGGCGAGCGUUUUUCGGUCCGACUCGAAUGUUGGCGAUUUUUCCGACGCGUUUUGGCUCGCCUCCAGGAAUCGUUUGAGCAAAGAGAAUGUGCUUCGGUUUACGUGGAUGCCGACACAAUCGAAAUUUUCAUGUAAACUUGACGCCAUAUUGGCUUAUUUCAUUCGUCCGGAAAUCAUUGAUGUGAUGAAUGAGUGUAUGAGAUAUUCGCAUUUGGCGUAUCGGACACGAGAAGUUUUGGUUGCAAUGGCAAAUGAUAAAGAAUUGAUUAAUCGAUUAAAAUGCCCGCCAUCAUCAAUGGAUUUGAGAGCAAAUACCCAUGAUUCCAUCAGGAACCAUAGAUCGAUUCGUGUUCGCCUCCGCUUUUUUGUAUUCACUUUAGAGCAAAUUGUAUCGUAUUUUAAUGAGUUGUUCGCCAGCAAGGUGCGAAUGGUUUUUAAGAAGCGAGCUGAUGAAAUAUUGCAAGCGAAAACAGUUAGGGAUGUUGAAAAAUCCAUCAAAGACGGGCAUGUCCAAUUGGCGCAAUUGGUCGAGAGAAGUGGAAUUCGACGUCAAGUUCAUGAAGCGAUGGAUCGAUUCAAAGCGAUGACGGAUGAGAUUCGAUUGAAGUCCGUUUCUAACACACUUACCAUUCAAUAUUUAAACAAUUGCCAAACGGAAGUUCGGACCAUGUUGAAUAGACUCAUUAAAUAUGCAAACCAAUACGGAAGUGAUAAGGAUAACGUGUUUUAUAUAUUGUCUGUACGAGUUGGACAUCUUAAUAUGUCGAAUUCAUAA
Caenorhabditis bovis is the source of this 1173-nucleotide messenger RNA. NCBI's taxonomy places the organism in Eukaryota, Metazoa, Nematoda, Chromadorea, Rhabditida, Rhabditidae. The record is from the annotation of a GenBank genome assembly.